Messenger RNA from Peromyscus californicus insignis, 10154 nucleotides. It is a transcript of the gene Arhgef17, whose product is annotated as Rho guanine nucleotide exchange factor 17. Gene Ontology annotation, biological process: actin cytoskeleton organization. The record is from RefSeq and is a predicted model, not a curated record. Lineage: Eukaryota; Metazoa; Chordata; Mammalia; Rodentia; Cricetidae. The transcript has 21 exons. The coding region runs from base 214 to 6396 and encodes 2060 amino acids. Gene Ontology annotation, molecular function: protein binding; guanyl-nucleotide exchange factor activity.
AUGAAGCCGCUGCGGUCCGCAGCCGCAGAAACUUGAUCCUCGACUGAUAAACCUCUGCUCCUGUCUCCGCACCCUCCUCCCCAGCCGCUGCACGCUGCGGGUGCAGGAUCCAGGCUCUCGGACCGAGGCCACUGCGCGCCCUCGGAGCAGGGGUGCAGGGGGGGUUGGCCGCGGGGCCCCGAGGCCAGCCCCCCCGGAGUGACUGCCACCACCAUGGCGGACGGGUCACCUCGGCCCCCACUUUAUCGCAGCGUCUCGUUCAAACUGCUGGAGCGCUGGAGCGGCGGACCCGGGCCGAAGGAAGAGGACGCGGACACCCCCGGGUUGCGGCGCCGAGCUUCGUGCCGGCCAGCCGCGGCAGUCCCGGGCCAGCCCUCCCGGCGCGUGUCCAAGCUGGCGUCGGGGCCCCCGGCCGCCCCCGCGCAGCCGCGCCCGCUCCGUAGCCUCUCGCCAUCCGUGCGCCAGCUUUCCCGGCGCUUCGACGCGGCGCGUUUGGACGACGACUCCGCUGGUGCCCGGGACGAGGGUUGCUCCCCCAGCACGACAGAAGAAGCAGCUGAAGGCACUGAGCGUGGGGCCUGGCCCAGCGUCACCGAGAUGCGCAAACUGUUCGGCGGCCCGAGCUCCAGGAGACCAAGUGUGGACUCUGAGGCCCUGGGGACGACCAGCCCCGACGGAGCUUCGUGGGAGUCCCCAGUUCGUGAGCCCCGGCAGCCUCCAACGCCACCUCCUCGAACGUGCUUCCCUCUGGCUGGUUUGCGUUCUGCACGGCCGCUGUCCGGGCCGGGGAUCGAGGGGAGGCGACGUCGGCAGCAGCAACAGGAGCGGGCGCAGCGUCCGGCGGAUGGUUUACAUUCUUGGCAUAGCUUCUCCCAACCGCAGGCCGGGGCCCGGGCCUCCUCCUCCUCCUCCAUUACCUCCUCCUAUCCUGUCAGCCGCAGCCGGGCUGCUAGUUCCAGCGAGGAGGAAGAGGAGGGACCGCAGCCACAGCUUGGGCCGCAGAGUCCGGCCUACCUCGGCGGCCACUCUUCAGGCAGUGAUGAGGACCCAGAUGGUGAGGAUGGCCGUCGCUGGAGAGGGAGAGGGUUCAGGCCUGGAAACUCUCUGUUGGUUCGUGGCUGCAGCCAGGACAGUGAUGAGCUAAAUUCGGGCGGCUUGGGAUCAGCAGGUGGUGUCAGGAGCCCCGAACCUCCAACAUCUCCAAGAACCUCUAUGGAAGAGGGACUCCGGGAGUGGGGUACUGGCAUGCAGCCCUGCGUCCCAGGUCCUCAAGAGAGCUUAAGGCCUCUGUCUGACACUGGGGGAGCACCUUUCCGUGUGGCGAAGGUGAGCUUUCCUGCGUACCUGGCCAGCCCAGCUGGCUCCCGAGGUAGUAGUCGCUAUUCUAGCACUGAGACCCUCAAGGAUGAUGAACUAUGGUCCAGCCGCAGUUCUGUGAGCUGGGGUGUGUAUCGCUCCCCGAGUUUUGGAACGGGAGAAGGGCUCCUUCUGCGGCCCCAGACUAGGUCCCGCACAAAGGGACCUGUAAGCACCACCAGGCCUCUGAGGGAUGGAGGAUUGGAGCUAGACAAGAACCGACAGCGCAAGUCACUAUCGAAUCCAGAUAUCGCCUCCGAGACGCUGACGCUUCUCAGUUUUCUGCGCUCAGACCUUUCAGAGCUGAGGGUCCGAAAGCCCAGUGGGGGCCCCGGGAACAGUCCCCUAGAUGGCGGAGACUCACCAUCACCAGGUAGCCCAGUGGAGCAACUUGAGUCCAUGCCACCCCAAAGUCCAGCGUCACCCACCACUCGACCCACCCUCAAGGACCUGACAGCUACCCUGCGCAGGGCAAAGUCGUUCAGCUGCUCAGAGAAGCCCAUGGCUCGCCGCUUGCUCCGCACCAGCGCCUUGAAACCCAGCUCCUCUGAGCUCCUGCUGGCAGGCUCUGGGGCAGAGGAGGAUCCACUGCCACUCGUGGUCCAGGAUCAGUAUGUGCAGGAGGCCCGUCAGGUUUUUGAGAAGAUACAGCGCAUGGGUGCACAGCAGGAUGAUGGAAGUGAUGUCAGCCCUAGAAGCCCCGGCUGGGCAGGCGACAUGACCCAAGGGCAGCGGUCUCAGGAGGAGCUCUCUGGCCCUGAGUCCAGCCUGACAGAUGAGGGCAUUGGGACAGAGCUCUCUGGCCCCGAGCUUCUCGGUGCCACCUUUUGCAGCCUAGAUCCUGCAGGGGUAUGGCGACCUCUUUCCUCCACCUCAGCUCAGAUGAACCACCUCCAUGGGGUUGGGAUGGAAGACAGUCUGGGUGGGAGAGCCCUUGUGUCUCCUGAGACCCCCCCAACACCAGGUGCUCUCCGCAGGAGACGCAAACUCCCACCCUCAGGCCCUAGUGGAGCUGAUCUAAGCAGUGGAGAGGCAAGUGAGGCCUACAGAUCCCUGAGUGACCCUAUUCCACAGCGUCAUCGGGCUGCCGCCUCUGAGGAGCCCUCCGGGUUCUCUGUGGACAGCAACCUUCUGGGCUCACUGAACUCUAAGACAGGGCUUCCAGUGACCCCAACGAUGGAUGAGGGCCUGACCAGUGGCCACAGUGACUGGUCUGUGGUUAGUGACGAGAACAAGGACUAUCAGGAAGUCAUUCAGAGUAUUGUUCAGGGGCCUGGUGCCUUGGGGCGUAUGGGAGAAGACAGGAUCGCUGGCAAGACCCCUAAGAAGAAAUCUCUGAGCGACCCUAGUCGCCGUGGGGAGUUGGCUGGGCCUGAAUUUGAGGGCCCAGGAGGGGAGCCCAUUCGAGAAGUGGAGCCCAUGCUGCCUCCAUCCAGCAGUGAACCUAUCCUUGCAGAGCAGUGGGCAGAGCCAGAAGACCCCGGUCCUGCCAGAGGCAGGGCACAGUCAGAGAGGGCCCUACCUGCCCCACCUGCCUCCUCCACUGCCCACCACGACUUCCAUCUUGACCCCAAGCUGGCCAAUGUUCUCUCCCCUCGACUCAUCCGCCGAGGUUCCAAGAAGCGCCCAGCCCGGAGCAGUCACCAGGAGCUUAGGAGAGCGGAGGACAACCAGGACCAAAAUGGUAGCCAGACACAAGUCCGGUCUUCCUCCAAACAUGUUCGACAUGCGAGCGUGCCUGCUGCCUUCACACCUAUUGUGGUGCCUGAGCCUGGGACUUCCGUGGGACCCCCUGUGGCUGUGCCAGAGCCUGUGGCCUUCCCUGCGAGAGCUCAUCCCACACUGCAGGCACCAUCACUUGAAGAUGUCACCAAGCAGUACAUGCUGAGCCUCCACUCUGGUGACGGUCCUGCCCCAGGUCCCGUGGACCCACCCUGCUUGCCUCCCUCCGCACCGCCCUCUGCUGAGACCAAGCCCUCUGGGGCUGCCAGGGCUCCAGAUGAGCCUGCCCCAGCAAGCAAGUGCUGUAGCAAGCCACAAGUGGACAUGCGGAAGCACGUGACCAUGACCCUGCUGGACACAGAGCAAUCGUAUGUGGAGUCACUGCGCACCCUAAUGCAGGGCUACAUGCAACCACUGAAGCAGCCAGAGAACUCCUUGCUGUGUGACCCGUCGCUGGUGGAUGAGAUCUUCGACCAGAUCCCUGAACUUCUGGAACACCACGAACAGUUCCUGGAGCAGGUCCGGCACUGCGUGCAGACGUGGCAUGCCCAGCAGAAGGUGGGAGCCCUGCUCGUCCAGUCGUUCUCCAAAGACGUCUUAGUGAACAUUUAUUCCGCCUAUAUUGAUAACUUCCUCAAUGCAAAGGAUGCUGUACGCAUAGCUAAGGAGGCGAGGCCGGCCUUUCUCAAGUUCUUGGAGCAAAGCAUGCGUGAGAACAAGGAAAAGCAGGCACUGUCUGACCUCAUGAUCAAACCCGUGCAGAGGAUCCCACGAUAUGAGCUGCUGGUGAAGGACCUUCUGAAGCACACACCCGAAGACCAUCCAGACCACCCACUCCUGCUGGAUGCUCAGCGGAACAUCAAACAGGUGGCUGAACGCAUCAACAAGGGAGUGAGGAGUGCCGAGGAGGCGGAGCGGCAUGCCCGUGUGCUGCAGGAGAUCGAAGCCCACAUCGAGGGCAUGGAGGACCUCCAGGCCCCCCUGCGGCGGUUCCUGAGGCAGGAGAUGGUUAUUGAAGUGAAGGCAAUUGGAGGCAAGAAGGACCGAUCCCUCUUCCUGUUCACCGACCUCAUUGUCUGCACCACCCUGAAACGGAAGUCAGGUUCCCUACGCCGCAGCUCCAUGAGCCUGUACACGGCAGCCAGCGUCAUUGAUACGGCCAGCAAGUACAAGAUGCUGUGGAAGCUGCCGCUGGAAGACACAGACAUCAUCAAAGGGGCGUCUCAAGCCACCAACCGGGAAAAUAUCCAGAAGGCCAUCAGCCGCCUGGAUGAGGACCUGGCCACCCUGAGCCAAAUGAGCAAGCUCUCCGAGAACCUUGGCUUCCCCCAUCAGAGUCUGGACGAUGCGCUGAGGGACCUCUCUGCCGCCAUGCACCGGGACCUGUCGGAAAAGCAGGCACUGUGCUACUCACUUUCUUUCCCACCCACCAAGUUGGAGCUGUGUGCCACCCGGCCUGAGGGCACCGACUCCUUCAUCUUUGAGUUCCCCCACCCCGAUGCCCGCCUGGGCUUUGAGCAGGCCUUCGAUGAGGCCAAGAGGAAGCUGGCAUCCAGUAAAAGCUGUCUAGACCCUGAGUUCCUGAAGGCCAUCCCCAUCAUGAAAACUCGCAGUGGCAUGCAGUUUUCCUGUGCUGCCCCCACCCUCAGCAGCUGCCCAGAGCCAGCACCAGAGGUGUGGGUGUGCAACAGUGAUGGCUACGUGGGUCAGGUGUGCCUGCUGAGCUUGAGAGCGGAACCAGACGUGGAGGCCUGCAUUGCCGUUUGCUCUGCCCGCAUUCUCUGUAUCGGAGCGGUGCCAGGUCUGCAGCGUCGCCCGCGAGAGCAGCCAGAGCCCUUGAGGAGUCCCCCGGAGACCACCCUGGAGCCCGCUGGGCCCGAACUAGAUGUCGAGGCCACAGCUGACGAGGAAGCAGCAACACUGGCCGAGCCAGGGCCUCAGCCUUGCCUGCACAUUUCCAUCUCAGGAUCUGGUCUGGAGAUGGAUCCAGGCCCUGCCAAGGGUGACCCCCAAGCCGAAUUGGUGCCCUUUGACAGUGACUCCGAUGACGAAUCUUCACCCAGCCCCUCCGGGACACUGCAGAGCCAAGCCAGCCAGUCUACCAUUUCCUCCAGCUUUGGCAAUGAGGAGACCCCAAGCUCCAAGGAGGCCACUGCAGAGACAACCAGCUCCGAGGAAGAGCAGGAGCCUGGCUUCCUGUCACUCUCUGGCUCCUUUGGACCAGGCGGUCCCUGCGGCACCAGCCCAAUGGAUGGACGAGCCCUUCGCCGCUCAAGCCGUGGUUCCUUCACAAGGGGCAGCCUUGAGGACCUGUUGAGUGUGGACCCUGAAGCCUACCAGAGUUCCGUGUGGCUGGGCACCGAGGAUGGCUGUGUCCACGUCUACCAGUCCUCUGACAGCAUCCGCGAUCGCAGGAACAGCAUGAAGCUCCAGCACGCAGCCUCCGUGACCUGCAUCCUGUACCUGAAUAACCAGGUGUUUGUGUCCUUGGCCAAUGGAGAACUUGUAGUCUACCAAAGGGAAGCAGGGCGUUUCUGGGACCCCCAGAACUUCAAAUCGAUGACUCUGGGUGCUCCAGGGAGCCCCAUCACCAAGAUGGUGUCUGUGGGUGGACGGCUAUGGUGUGGCUGCCAGAACCGGGUUCUUGUCCUGAGCCCUGACACACUGCAGCUGGAGCACACAUUCUACGUGGGGCAGGAUUCCAGCCGAAGCGUGGCUUGCAUGGUCGAUUCCAGCCUGGGUGUGUGGGUGACCUUGAAAGGUAGUGCCCACGUUUGUCUCUACCACCCAGACACCUUUGAGCAGCUGGCGGAGGUAGAUGUCACCCCUCCUGUGCACAGGAUGCUGGCAGGCUCUGACGCCAUCAUCCGACAGCACAAGGCAGCCUGCCUGAGGAUCACGGCACUGUUGGUGUGUGAGGAGCUGCUGUGGGUGGGCACCAGUGCUGGGGUUGUGCUGACUAUGCCCACCUCCCCGAGUACCGUCAGCUGCCCACGAGCGCCUCUCAGCCCCGCUGGCCUAGGCCAGGGGCACACCGGCCAUGUCCGCUUCUUGGCGGCAGUCCAGCUGCCUGAUGGCUUCAACCUUCUCUGUCCAACCCCGCCACCUCCCCCAGAUACAGGCCCUGAGAAGCUGCCAUCCCUGGAUCACCGGGACUCCCCUCGGCACCGAGGCCCCACCUCAGCCAGGCCUAAGAUGCUGGUUAUCAGUGGUGGUGAUGGCUAUGAGGACUUCCGGCUCAGCAGCGGGGGUGGUAGCAGUAGUGAGACCGUGGGCCGUGACGACAGCACAAACCACCUCCUCCUGUGGAGGGUGUGAGCCUGCCCACUGUGGCCCAGGACCCACCUGUGCACCUGCCCUCAGCCUGCCUGUCUCUUCCCAGGCCACACGCAGACCGUGAGCAGUGUCCAAGCAGGGCCAUACCGUGUGGACUCUGUCUCACCUUUGUGGAAGCAUUCCUGGUAGAACACUGCCAGCUAGGCCGAGGCCUCUCCUACCCGCUGACCACCCUGGUGCUGCCAUUUGGAACCGGGGUGGAGAUGUGGAGGCUGCCCAGGACCUCUGUCCCUGAAGCUUCUACCAAAGACGCAGCUGGGCCUGGACCCCACAGGGCUGGGGAGGCCAUGUGCAAUAUGUGGAGGGAUUUCUGGGGCAGCGGAAAAGCUAAGGGACGGCAUCCUUGCCUAUGUACAGUAUUUAUGUUACUUUGUAGAUGAAUACUUUUCCAAAGCACUUAUUUAUGCAGUGACCUGGGGCAGGACAUGAUGUGAGGAAAUGAUAGGCUGAUAAAAGCCUGUUCCUGUGUGAGAGGCCACCCUGGAACCCUAGCCAAGCUUUCCUGAAAGGACCAAUGCCCAUCCAUUACACACACACACACACACACACACACACACACACACACACACACACUCACAUUCACUCUGCAUGUUCAGGGCACUAAGACACUGUCCCUAAAGGUAAACUCCAACCAUCCUCACCCAGAAGCAGAAUUUGCUCAUGUGCCCUCAGACAUUCAGACAAGAUGACCAGGGGGCAGUGACUGUCACUGGGCAGCUUCCCAGCUUUAGCAUUUCCAAGGUGUUGGUGGUGCCUAAGGUUCCUUAAUUUGGGAACAUUGGUGGGUCUGGGACAGGGCUUUCUCAGGUAAGAGAAAAGGGCCUUCCCUCCUCACAGCUGGCCCUGGCCCCAGCUCCUGCCUCCCCAUGUCUUAGGCACUGGCACGAUGGUCACCUUGGGGUGGACCUAUGUCCCCUUUCUCCGGCCACUGAAUCUAAUCCCUCUCUAAACACCCCAUCUUGCCAGGGGCAGUCCUUUUAGGAAGAACCACCCCCACAAAGUUGAGGGACUAGACAUAGCCUUUUUAACUGGGAAAGCUUCUGCUUGGGGCAGUCUCUCCCUCACCUCCAGGCUGCAGGGAGCCGCCGUGACCCUCAGCCCCUCGCUUCAGCUACAACUCCAAAGGUCUGGUUUCAGAUAGGGUUUGUUUGUUCCGUUUGAUUUUGUUUUUCUUUGGGGUGGGUGGGUCAUUGCGGUCUUAGAUUAUAUUUCUCUUGCUACCAAACAGCCAUGUAUUAACUCUCCUCAGAUGAUGAAAUUUAAAGAGUCAAUAAAUAGAACACCAAAUGAUGGCUCCCCCUUGGCCUUGGGCCGUAAUGGCCUACUGCCAGCCACCUCAGGGCUCUGUCUCCCCAGGGAUGAGGCCUUCCUCACUGACUCACUUAGACCGAAGGGAACAGAUGAAGAGUGCUGGGAUGAUAGGGUCACCGCUGACUUCCUGUGUUUCCAUGAGCAGGUCACUGCGCCUGUCUGGGCUCCAGGUUCCUCAAAAGAACGAAGGAAUUUGGAAUGUUAGAAUUACCUACAAAUCGUACACAUAUCAAUAGUGUGCCAAUCAAGAGCUUCCAAGUCAGUCUAAGUCUCAGAAAUCUGAAGCAGCCAUGCUACAUACAGGCAAGGAGCCAGGGCAGUAGAGUCCUAGCUCAGGCUCCUACAGCACAGAACCAGAACCCAAGUCUGUCUGAUUCUGGUCCAGAGAGGUGUGCCAUUAAACUAGGCUGCAAGGAAUGCAAAUGCCCAGCAACAUGGGGCCACUCUGUAGGGACAAAGAGCCCCUCAUACCAUGGUAUCCCCAUGAGACUUGAGCUGGCCCUCACAACAAAGGAAAGGUCAUGACAUCUCUGCUUAGUUCAGUCCUAAUGACUGCCUUAAAAAAUUUGGCUUCUGGGACUGGAACAAUAAUAGUUUAGUGGUUAAGAGCAAUGCCUGUUCUUCCAGAGGACCCAGGUUCAAUCCCCAGCACCUGCAUGGCCACUCACAACCAUCUGUAACUCCAGUCCCUAGGGAUCAGAUGCCUUCUUCUGGUCUCCAGGGCCACUGCCUGCACAUGGCCACAGACCUACAUGCAGGUAAAACAUCCAUACACACAAAAUAACAAAUUUCCAAUAAAAAAUUAGUUUCUGGUCUGAAAGGGUAGUUCAGUUGACAGACUGUAUGCUUGGCCUAUGGGAGGCUGAGGCAAGAUGAUCUUGAAUUCAAAACCAGCUUGGACGGGGUACUGAUGGCACAUGCCUAUCAUACCAGCACUAGGGAGUCGGUGGCAAAUGGAGCUCUGUAAGUUGAAAGCCAGCCUGGUCUACCUAGCAAGUUCUAGGUAAGCCAGUGCUAAAUGGUGAGACCCCUCCCCGUCUCAAAACAAAACCAACAACUUGGUCUACGAGGCAAAACCUCCCCGCUCCCCAAUCCCCAAAAUGGGACAAGAAAAGGGGGAAAGUGUAGGUGCGUGCUUUACAACUCACACACACCCUUCAGGGGCCUGCUGGGUCUUCCACACCACAGGAUGUGUCCAGGACAUCUUGUUAGCAUCGUUUUCAGUGAGGAGAGGGUUCUGUUCAUGUGGUAUUCAAGAUGAAAUGGAGGGAUGCAGAAUUUGGGACUGAACAGAUUCUGUUUGGAGUCUUGACGGCCACUCACCAGCCAUGUGACCAGACCAAAUUCCUUCUUUCUCAGUAAAAGGGUCUGAUGACCUCUUCUCCCCUACAGGAUGCUUGGCUGGUAUGUAGAGUCCUUGGAAUGCAAGGGGGUUCACUAGGCCUAAAAUCAAAAGCAUGCCCUCUACUAGAGACCUGCGCUGGCAGUCACAGGGCCCGGUGAUCUAGACCUUGAUGACCCACCUCAGGCCCCUGCCUCCCUGCCACUAGUCCAGUUACUGCAUCUCUCUCGGUGGCUGUCACCCUCCAUGCUUCAACUGUUUCUGCCACCCCAGGAUUUCUGCCCUGACAGAGGCCCAGAGCAGACUUCACUUUCAGCACCAGGCGCACAGGGCUGGGUCUGCACCAUUGUCCCAACGUAAACAGUGAGAAUGGGCUGGCACAUUGCACUGCCGUUUAGAAGACCACUUUCCAGAGCAUGGGCUGGCCUGUGGACGGGUGCCCGUGGGGCCCGGCACUCAGGCUGUGCCAGUUUGCUGUGAAUGGGGAGGUCCUGAGGGAACAGGCCUUAGGCUCACCUCAGGGGAAGCUUCUGGAAGAAUUAUCUCCCCUAAAACAUGGUUUACAACCUGGGCUGUUCAUUAUAGCUCUCUGGGGGCACAGGCCCACUGAAGGCCAAUUAAAUGAGAACCUUAGGUAGGACCCAGGUAUCGGUAUUUUCAUAGGAAACCACUGACAUCUAACAUUUGUUUGAGGAAGUACACAGACUAGUGUACAGCUCAGCAGAUGGAUGUAAAGGCCAAGAGGCACCUGUCACCCCCAGCCCCUUACGCUCCUGGCCACUCAGGCUUGAGACGCCAUGGGGUGUGGUUUUCCCAGACAAGAGAACUGCCUUAAAGUGCAUGAUUAUGGGUGAGAGGAAGUAGGAGCGGGGUUUGAGUGAAGCAAGGAGGGAUGCAAGAGCCUGGUGUGAGAGUCCCCUGUACAUGGCAGGGAGAGAGAGAGCAAGGUGGAUGGCCGCUCUGAGGGCAGGGCACAGUCUCGGCUUCAUUCCCAAGCCUACUGUGGCACUUGCCAUACAAUAAGUGCUCGAUAAAUGUUGAACUCAUGGUUAAUGAAAUAAAUGUUGGAGAAUCCAGUUGCGACACA